AUGGCGGCUGCGGCACGUGCUUCUCAGAUGCUGCGCAGCGCCACAGCCGGACAGGCCUUGGCCUCGGACUUCUUGCGCCUGGAGGCACAAAGAGACGUCCUUGAGGGCAAGCAAUGGCAGUGCCUGGAGGACAUGGAGAACCGGAAGCUGGUGAACCAGCAGAGGCAGAAAGCUUAUGCCGACAUCCUUGACCGGCGUCUCCGGGUUGAGGGAAAGCAGCAGAGUGUCACCAAAGAGCGCAACCUGGUGAUACGCACGGAGGCCACUAAAUUGUGCAGUGGACGUGCCGAGGGCGAGGCGAUCAACCACAUCCGUGCUCGUAAAGAGCGUUUCGGAGUGGAAGUGGAGCAGAUGUGGAAAGACUGGCAGCAGCGCGUUGCCGCCAAAAUUCGGGAGGACAUUGAAGUUGCCCGCAGGGACGCAGAGCACUGCAAAGCCAGGCAACAGGAAGCCAUGGAGGCUAUGCCGGACAAAGAUGUGCCCCUCACUGCCGUGGUCGGCGCCGCGGCGGCUGCCAGCGCGGUGGUCGGCGCCGCCACGGGUGUGGCCCUCUUCAUGGCUCUGAAGGGGAAAGAGAAGGCAACGGCGAGCGAGAGCCCGGCGCCUGAGAUCCCUAAGAUGAAGAGCGCCUCUCCUGACAGUGGCAUGAUGGUUGAGGACCAGAGGUCUAAGAAAGCCGGCCUUGCAGCCACGUGGACAAAGCCUGUUGUGAUUGCGAGUCCUGCCUUGGAGCCCUUGGCCAAAGAGGUUCGCAAGAGAUUAGGCGAAGACGAGUACCCGGAGUGGGCCGGUCCGACCGUCAAUCUGGAGUACUUCAAAUCGAAGGAUCCGAACGUCAAGUUCAAUUGGAAGCGCGUCGUGGGUCGAAAAAUUGUUUUCCUCUUCGACACCGUCGACCAGACCCGGUUCUUCGAGCAGCUCUCGCUGCUUCAGGCCCUCCAGGGCUUUGCAGUUCCGGACGGCGAGGACAAGGGAACCAAGUGGAAGACCUAUGCCUUGAGCCCAGUCCAUGAAGUGAAUGCUGGUGCCUACUCGUGGGGUCGAGCUUCGCAAAUCACUGUGGUCAUACCGUGGUACAGACCAUGCCAGAUGGAGAGAACCAGCAGAUGGCAUCUGGAUGACGCCGGGAAGUGGAUAAACAGCAACCCGGAAGGAGCAUGGCUGGAUGUGCCCAAUGCCCUGUACAUGGCACGUCUUCUUGCGACUCCUGGAUCUGUCCCUCCGCUGCCCGGGCCGAACAGCUCCAUGGACGGAAUGCCGCUGAACCCUCUGUGGCGCCCGCCCUUGGAGCUGCUCUUCGUGGAGCUUCACGAGGAAGCGCCUGUGGCGCGGUCGGUUAGCGACCUCGGUGCUACCAUCAGGAUGGAGCGAUUUGUCCCCUACUUCUUGAAGAAGUACAAGGCCAAGCCCACAUAUCCAGGCAAGAACAAUGUGUACGUCCUCUUCCCUGACCACGGCGCGUACGAUCGCUAUGCGGAAGCUGUGGAGCAGGAGCUCUUCCUCGAUCUCGACCACAUCCUGUACAUCAAGAAGACAAGAGUUGGCGAGUCCAUCGGGCAGGAGCAAAAACUUUUUUAUGAUCAGAACAGGACGGAGUACGAGAAGACAAUCCAGUUCAAUUCGGACAAGGAGUGUGGUGUGAGACUAAUAACCAUAAGGCAUACCAGUAGCCAUCAUAGGAACCCCCUGUCGUAA
Messenger RNA from Symbiodinium necroappetens, 1695 nucleotides. The record is from the annotation of a GenBank genome assembly. NCBI's taxonomy places the organism in Eukaryota, Dinophyceae, Suessiales, Symbiodiniaceae.